Messenger RNA from Thamnophis sirtalis, 6899 nucleotides. The record is from RefSeq and is a predicted model, not a curated record. Lineage: Eukaryota; Metazoa; Chordata; Lepidosauria; Squamata; Natricidae.
CUUGGCCGAGUUGGUUUGUUGUGGUGCCACGGUGUGCUUUCACAGCCCGGCGAGGCAGACCGGGCUCUUCGCGAGAGGCGUAGCCGGCGGAGGUGCAGUUGGCCCGGAAAGGGCGCUGCCCACAAAAAAAUAAAGGCCCGCAAAAAAAGUGUCCCAUCGCGCAGGCAGCAAUUGGAAGAUGGUCCCUCGGUAGCCGUGGUUGGAUGAUGGAGCGAAGCCCCGAGAUCUGAGUUGUGCACCUGCAGGUCAGGGUCCUCAAGACAUUACUGCUGUUUCAAGGCAAGAGUCUGCUCCAACACUGAUUGCGGGAACUUUACUGAAGCCCACUGAGCUGGAUACAUUAAGGAAACCUUUUGCUAAUCAAAACCCAGGCAUCCCUCCUUCAUCCCCUGUUAUUCUCAAUAGCAUGUGUUCCGGACUGACCUGCUGAUCCUUGUCAGUGACACAGGCUGACUACUAUACAAUGGCAAGAGUUGACCCUGGUGUCUGGAACCAAGCCUGAAUCGUGGGAUGACCCUUACUGGUAUAUAUCGUGAGUCUGCUGUCCAAGAAAGAUUUCUCUGGAGUCCCACAUUUUGAUCCCGUGCUUUCCCAAACUAACAUUUGCAAUUCUAUGGACUAGAAUUACCUAAGGGGACGUGGUGGCGCAGACGCUGAGCUUGUCAAUCAGAAAGGAUGAAAUGCCAUUAAAGCGAUCACAGAGGUUUCUGGGGAUGCUAAUUCCAAACCCUGAAGUACUGCUAGUAAAGAGGAUCUCUCCUAAUCUCCACCUUCAAUUCUUCAGAUAUUGAUGGGGCAUUUUACACAGCAGAACUCCCUAAGAGACCCCUGAUUUACAGAUGGACAACAUGAUCAUGACCACGUCUUCAUCAGAAGAUACGAAUUCCGUCUCUCUGAAUGUUCUCACCUAUCUGGAUACUCUGACCAACACUACAGAGGAGCAAUGCUUCAACGCCCGUUCCCACAGCACUGUCUUGCAAGGGCUGCCGUUUGGUGGUGUGCCCACAGUACUUGCUCUCAACUUCCUCCUUUGGAUGGUACUUCUCUUCAUCUUUUCCUGCCUUCGGAAAGCAGCUUGGGAUUAUGGGCGCCUCGCCUUGCUGAUGGAUAACGACAGCCGUUUGCCUCCAAGAACAUGGGACUCCUAUGACCUGACAUCCCUCUUCUAUGGAGAACAAAGUGAAAAAGAGAAGUCCCCUUCUGAGAGCAGCCCUUUGGAUGCUGACAACAAAGAUGUGGGAUUCUGCUCCUGGCUUCUUUCAAUUUAUCAGAUGAAAGAUGAAGAAAUUCAAAGCAAGUGUGGAAUUGAUGCCACAACCUACCUCUCUUUCCAGCGGCAUCUGCUGGUGUUGCUCUUGAUUGUCUGUGUGCUCUCUGUGGCUGUCAUCCUUCCCGUCAACUUCUCUGGUGAUCUCCUUGGAAAAAACCCAGCUAAUUUUGGCCGAACCACAAUUGCAAAUGUUCCCAAAGAUGACCGUCUCUUGUGGCUGCAUAGUAUCUUUGCUCUCCUCUAUUUCAUCGUCACUGUUCUCUGCAUGACUCAUCAUUCCAUCCAAUUAGAGUAUAAAGAAAAUGAAAAGCUGGCUCGCACAUUGAUGGUCACCAAGAUUCCCAAAGAGAUCACAGAUACAUCUCUUGUUAUCAAACAUUUCCAUGAGGCUUAUCCAAGCUGCACAGUGACCGGGGUCCAAUUUUGCUCUGAUGUUCGCAGAUUGAUGAAGCUGGAUUCAGAAAGGCGCAAGGCAAUGAAAGGGAGGCUUUACUUCACAACCAAGGCUCAAAAGGGGGGGAAGAUUAUGAUCAAAAUCCAUCCAUGUUCUCGAAUUUUCUGCUGCCGUAUUUGUGGCUUUGAAGAGGUGGAUGCUGAGCAGUACUAUGGGGAGCUAGAGGAGAAACUGACAGAUGAGUUUAAUGCUGAACGCAGCCGGAUUGCUCUCAAGCGCCUUGACAUGGCCUUCGUCACAUUCCAGGAUGAAAGAAUGACAGCCACUAUUUUGAAGGAUUACAGCCGCAUCCGUUGCCGCAAACACCCACAACAGUCAUCUGUUACUACAGUGGUGAAAUCCCAUUGCUGGGGAGUCAGCUAUGCCCCUGCGCCCAAUGACAUCAUCUGGGAGAAUUUAUCUAUUGGUGGUCCUUUGUGGUGGGUGAAAUUUAUCCUGCUCAACAUUUGCCUUUUCCUCCUCCUCUUCUUCCUCACUACUCCAGCCAUCAUCGUGAACACCAUGGACAUGUUCAACGUUACACGGCCUGUGGAGAGCCUUAAGAACCCUAUUGUGACUCAAUUCUUCCCCACUCUGCUGCUGUGGGCUUUUUCUGUGUUUCUGCCUUUCAUUGUGUACUACUCAUCUUUCUUCGAAUCACAUUGGACAAGGUCAGGUGAAAAUCAGAUCACAAUGCACAAGUGUUAUUUCUUUCUGGUAUUUAUGGUUAUCAUCUUACCUUCACUUGGACUGACCAGUUUGGAUCUCUUCUUUCGGUGGCUGUUUGACACUCACUUUGUGGAUCAAGCACAGAUAAAAUUUCAGUGUGUUUUUCUCCCUGAUAAUGGAGCUUUCUUUGUCAACUAUGUUGUCACUUCCAGCCUGAUUGGGACAGCCAUGGAACUGUUGCGAAUCCCUGGGCUCAUUGUCUAUGCCACGCGGCUCUGCUUUGCCAAAUCUGAACCUGAGCGCCUCCACAUCAAGCGGAAUCAAGCCUAUGAGUUCCAGUUUGGACUGGAGUAUGCCUGGACUUGCUGCAUAUUUGCUGUAGUGAUGACAUAUAGUAUCACCUGCCCCAUUAUUGUCCCCUUUGGUUUGCUGUACAUGCUACUGAAGCACAUGGUUGACCGCUACAAUAUUUACUACGUCUACAUCCCUACCAGGCUGAACCACCGCAUCCAUUUGGCAGCAGUAAACCAGGUGGUGACAGCGCCGAUUCUCUGCAUGUUUUGGCUGCUCUUCUUCUCCAUUCUGCGUCUAGGUUCUGUUCGUCCUAUCACUAUUUUCACCUGUGUGGUUCUUCUCUGCUGCAUUCCCUUUUCCUUCUUUGGUCUGUGCCUGAAGAAGUUUCAUCCAAGGAAACCUUCCAGUUAUCAGAUGUCAGAACAGUCUGAGGGAGCUUUCAAUGAUACAGAAACAAGUAGCAUCUCUUCCACACCCAAUUCAAAUAUGUUUGUGGCCACUGUGCUUCAAGAGCCAGAAUUAAGUCUUACACCAGCAGCCUCCCCAGCUCAUCAGUCUUAUGGCACGAUGGGCAGCCACCUGGACCAAGCAGAGACUAUAGAGGAGGGUGGCCUGCCAAGUUUUGAAGAAGAACUGGAAAACACAGAAGGCAAAUAUAGAACCGGGCCCUUGCUGGACACCCAAACUCACUAUAAUUGAUUUUGUCCUGCCAAACCAAAGACGGACAGACAGAAGUGUUGAAUCUUCAGAAUGCUUGAAAGAAGCAUCAUAACCCAAAAUCUAAAUGUCCCUGAGCUGCUAUACCAGAUAGUUUGGGGAAAAGAUCUGAAGUUGUAAUUUGAACCAGAACCAGUCAGGCAGAUGGAUGAUGGGCCCUUUUUAAGUCCUGACAUCUCUGGUCAUGCUGUUAGAAUGAUGGAUAUAAAACAUUGAGAUGCUGAGCACAGAUACAGACUAUUGAGAUGUUCUGAAGAGGUAGUGUUAUUUCUACCCUAUACACCAGCUGCUUGGCAGCAUGUUCUAUAUGUCACCUCUGUUCUGCUCCAGGUUGACAGACUGCCAUUGCUUGGCUCUUUCUGUGUCUUCUGGGUAAAUCAUCUGAAUACUCAGUUGUUCCAUAUUCUCUUCUCCCCACUAUUUUGCUUUUUAAAAAGAAAUAUUUUGGCCAUAUGAAAAUAUUUCUCUAGCUUGAGCAAUGUUCUCAACAGCAGCAAAAGGGAAGAAAGGACUAUUUUGAUUUGCAAUGUCCAUAAUGGCUGCAGUCCUUUCGAUAAACCAGUAGUGAAAGAGGUCAGGACAUAUGGAAUGUUGAGCAUCCUUGGAUAUACAUUCAUGAUCACUGCAACUCACAGUAUAUUGCCAGCUGCAGAACCAAAGGCCUAUAUUUCCUGAUAAUGCUUCUGCUGCAGUUACUGCUUUUGUCCAAAUCCAUUGCCUCUAAGAAAGACUUCCCAUGCUAAUUUGGUCGAAGUGAUGAGCCUAACAUAUCUCUUUUUCUAGGCCUGCAUUUGGCUAGUUGCUGGCUUGGCAAGCAGAUGAAUGCCAAGUUCCAAUUUUUCCAUUAUUUUUGAUCAAAUGAGGUGGAAACUCCCUCAUUCCUCGUUCGACAACAGAUUUCAAUAUGGGAGAUGGGGAAAAGAGGUUUCUAGUGCUAAGAGCUAUGUGUAUAAAAAUCUUGCCCAGUUUCCUAUAAACCAGGGAUAGGAAAAGAUUGAUUAUCAGACAAUUUAAGGAAAAGUGAAAGGUUUAGCUUAUGUCAACCACAUAUUUUUUCUUUAAUAGGGAAUUUAUUUGUACAAUUGAAGAAGAACCAGAUUUAAACACACAACUGUUUCCUAAUCACAUCUAGGGUGACAUUAAGUUGAUAGUAGACACUGGAGUGAAAUGGCAGGCAGAGGUGAAAUCUCUGUCCUUAAUUAACACGUUGUCCUUUUUUGCACCAGCAUGUUUGAGGUUGCCAGUCCCCAGCUGGCAUGUCGUCACAUGCCUAGAUUUGGAAAGUUUCAAGACAACCAAAUAACACAUAUGCUUUUCAGAAUUGCUUUCUGUUUAGACAUGCGCAUGGGAAUGAUUCAGUUUUGUUUCAAAGCCACCACUAUAAUACAAGUUGUCUUCUAGUUAAACUGCAUUCAAACAUUAACCAGCUAGAUCGUGGUCAGGAAUUUGUGUAUCUUUCUUCCAGCAGACAUGUAGCCAGAAAGUAUCAUCGAAGGUGAGGGACACUGGAAGCUGGAGACACACAACUUCUUCAAACUGCAUUGGGCAACUGUUUCUCACAGCACCUUCUGCUAGUCUAAUGCAUUGUGCACUUUUCUCUUGAAAACUGUGUUGUAAGACCUACAGUGGAGCAGUCUGCAAAUGUCUGAGAGAUGAGUAACGCUAUUAAAGAGCAAGUAAGAGGGGGAGUUCAUAGAUGAUUUGCCGAAAAUCACCACCCUCUUUUUUUCCACAGGAUUCUUAUGCUUUUGAGUAAUUAUCAAUCCUGUAAGUAAUAAGUGAAAUGUUCCUAACUUAAUGGAUGUUAUAAAUGGAGAAAACACACUGCAUAGUACUAAACUGCUCUACUGAACAGGUUUUCCCUGAUAAAUGUUUUCCUGUUCUACAAUAGUAAAUGAAACAAAAAGACAGAAAACAGAAAUUUGACUAAAUGUGGAUUUCUCUUCCAAGUUUAAUAGAAAGCAGUCAAGUCAAUUUUCAAGUCCAGUUUAAUAAGCAGACAAGUCCAUUUCUCUCCAAUGGAAGAGCCCCCCGGACUUUUAUGUUCUUCAGCCAUUUCUGAGAUAGCAGAAUUCAAACUCUGAAGAAAUAUUGUCACUGAGAAAAAGAGACUGGUGAGCUCAGUAGAAGUUCAGAAAGAAAACAAACUCAGAACAAGGACAUAGAAUCUGCCAUAUAAUGCUCCUUCUGCCUCCACAUGUGUAAAACAUUAGCAGAAAAAUGUAAUGUGGUAACGCUGGACUAAAAGGUGGCUGGUUUGUGUAUAGAACAGCAAUUCACCACAAACCGAAAUGUUCCUUUUUCCUGAGCUUCACCAAGGAUAUUCUUUGUCUCAGUAAAUAUCUGUGCAAUGGAGCAGAAUUUCCAGUAUCAUUUAACAUUAUUGUGUUUGGAAGAAUUUCAUAAUUCAUGGCUUUCUUUACUUUUAAGGAAACAGGAACUAUACAGUGACAAAUAGAAGACAUAGUUUUUGGAUCGUGGAUUUACACUAUGUCUAGCUGCUCUACUUAGGCUGGAUCAAUUCAAGAAUUCAAAAGAAAGCUUGAUUUGCACAAACCAAGGCUGGUUUAGGGCAGAGAGAGAAAAAAAAGCAUCCUAAACAUACACCUUAGAAAUUAAAUUUUCACCUAAAAAUACUCUUAAACAAGAAUACUUUUGAAAGCACUGAGAAUUGCUGUUGAGAACCUUCAAUGAUUGAUUCCAUUAUGGUACAAUCCUACACUUCAGAAUUGCCCGUAACCUUUGACACUCCACAGGUUAUUGGUCUAUAAUGGUUAUUAUUUUUCCAAAUUGGUCAUGCUGUCUAGACUCAUUGGGAAGUGGAAUUCAGCCCCAUCCAAAGGCACACAUUAGUUGUCUCUACUUUACACAUGCAACUUGAUACAAACCUCAUUAAAAAAAACACCAUUGGGUGUUAUGUUAAAUUGGCAAAGGCUAUAUUGUAUGGCAAGUGUAUUUUCACUUACAAAUAGUUAUGCUACAUUUAGGGGCAGGGGGAAUUGUACCUGAGGAUAACAGGAUUUAUAGAAGGAAGAUUUAAUUCUGCCCUUUCUGCCCUUUUACCCAUUUAAAUAUGGUAGGCAUAAUACCAUAAUUUCUGUUGGCCUGAAAGGAAGAUUACUUCUUAUAAACUAAGCACUCUUAUUUGCAAGGAAUUGGCAGGCUUACUGUAGGACAUGUUACUUGAAUUUUACCUAUAUGACCUUGGGCACCUAGCUUGGGCGCAAGUACAUUAAAAUCAGCCUUUCUUGACUUGGCAUUGUGACACACUAGCUGGGAAUUCAGCCCAUUCAUAUUUGGAAUAUAACUCAGUGGGGAACAGCUACAAUAAAGAAAAUACAGAUGUAUGUAUUUUGUAGAGUAUCCAUCAACCCCCAAGUCUGAAUCUCAAUCCUUAUGUAUGCAGUGUUCAUAUCUCUUAUUUGCUUGCUGGAUUUUACCAAUGUUCUGCAUUUGUAGGGCUCACUGUACUAGUCAUAAAGACCGGGACUAAAAACUGACCCCAUUUUCACUCUC